Dermacentor silvarum is the source of this 3426-nucleotide messenger RNA. Its product is annotated as dehydrogenase/reductase SDR family member on chromosome X-like. Bases 411 to 1451 code for a protein of 346 amino acids. Lineage: Eukaryota; Metazoa; Arthropoda; Arachnida; Ixodida; Ixodidae. The record is from RefSeq and is a predicted model, not a curated record. The transcript is spliced from 7 exons.
AUCCGGUCAAUCUUCCGACAUUUGGCAGCCGAUGUGCAUAGGCAACGUCUCCGGCCAAUCGGAACAGCCGAAAACGUGCGAUUUCGGACAAAACAUAUUCAACAAGCGCUCAGGGCGCCAUGCGGUGGCGGAAUCCUGGCAUGCGAGCAUUUGCAAGUUGGUUCGCCGGAGGUUGAUUAGCUACGUCGUUUCCUAGCUAGCAGUUAGCAGCUUUUAUGCGGUCGGUUGAAGCUACUGUAAGGAAGAGUGAUGUACCCACGUGGAUUUGUUUUGUGCGGGUCUGCAUGCGGCAAGCUGGCGAUGGGCAUGGUGAUUUAUGGUGAAGGGCGCGCGCCUGUGCUUCGUCGCGGUACACGGAAGCACUCGUGUCGGCAACAGCUGAGCUGAGGCGACUGGGGUUUACAGCAACGAUGAUUAUCCGCUGGUUGGAGUGUGCGGCGUUCCACAUUGAAACUUGGUUCAAAGUUCAUCUCAUUGCCGCGGAGUACUUUUUCAAAGAGUGCGCGCAGCGGUUCAAAUGUGUGUUUUCUCUGCCGGCACCAAAAACAUAUUUCUCUGUGGAGAAGAAAACUGCUGUCGUUACUGGCGGAACGCAGGGUUUAGGAUUGGAAACGGUCAGAGCCUUGCUAGCUCUGAACGCUCGAGUGAUUGUCGGAAGUUCCUCACCAGUGCGAUCUCUAAACAUCAAGAAAUGCCUGGAAGAAGACAUCCCUGGAAGGGAAGUGGAAGUACUGCCACUGGACUUGAGGUCGAUGUCAUCUGUUGACAAUUUUGCUCAGGAAAUUCUCCGGCGCAAUGUCGUCGUAGAUAUACUCAUCUGUGGUGCGGGAGUCAUGUUCACUCCAUACCAAGAGACUGAAGAUGGAUUCGAAUCGCAUAUGAGUAUCAACUACCUUGGCCACUGCCUUUUGACAGCUUUGCUGCUUCCACGGCUAAUAUCUGCCGGAACACCGAAGAGGAUGGCUAGGAUAGUUAACGUUUCCUCCUGCGUGCACAAAAUGGCCCGCAUAAACUUCGAUGACAUGCACGGCAGAAAGCUCUAUUCGAGUUACUUCAGCUACGCGCAAUCUAAGCUAGCCCAAGUAAUGUUCACUCAGUCACUAGCGCGUUACUGCCGUGUAGAACACAUUCCUGUGACAGUAAACUGCCUGCAUCCUGGAAUUGUGGAUACAAACCUGUACAAACGAGUCUUCUGGGCUCCUUUAGUUUCUGGAAUUUUCUUCAAGACGCCCGAGGAAGGAGCACAUACAAGCCUGUAUGCUGCCUUGUCUUCAGACAUGGAGGGUGUCAGUGGUGCCUACCUGGAAGAAUGUACUGUUUCCGAGCCAGCGCCACAGUCAAAAGACCGUGCCUUGCAAGAUAGGUUGUGGAAAGAAACCUGGGCUUGCUUGCAGCCCUGGCUUCCUUCUGCAGCGUCGCCCCUUGCUACUCAACCAUUCCUUCGUGCCUAGCUCUCAAAAUGCAGUCAUAGAUAGGGGGUCCAAGUACGCUUCAAUACUCUAACCCCUCGCAAAUGUAGUAGAGGCUAUGGAAAUUGGCAAUAUGAAAUGCACACUUGUGGUACAUUUGACUGGUAGCUUUCGAGCACACUCAAUAAGUGCUUCACAUUUGAAAAAGCCUGCCCAAGUCGAAUAUUCAGCUGCUCCUAGAGCAGUUGGAGGAUUGUACUGGAUUAAAGGCGGGACCAGGAUUCUGUUCGAUCACGGUUGCACAGCUUAAAGGCAAAUAUUAAGUCAAUGGGGACUUAAAAUACCAUUCCGGAGACCUCAUAGUGCUUGUUUCAUGUUAAGAAAAGACUUAGUUUAAGAGAAAAUCGUGUCUGAAGGGCCCGCAUACCUUUAGUGCAAUUCAAACCGCCCGCCCCCGAGCGACGUGUGGUGGCCACGUUGCCUACGCCAUCACCGCCCUUUACUGCCGUCGGUGAGUAAAAUGGCACCUGAUAGACGGCGCUAUGGUUUCUUCCACAAAAUGCAAACGCGCAGCCAUGAAAAAAAAACCAAGACAAGCCAGAGCGUUGUAUUUGCAGUUACAGCUGUUCUUGGUCAAGGUGGCGUGGACCGUUCGAGCAUUUCGCGACGUCACAUGGACGUGGCAUUCUCUGCUACUUAAAGUUUAUUCGAGUUUCACAAGCCAGCAAAACCAACGCAGCACUGCGCGAUAAUGAAACUGCUGAACCGCGAAAGCACGGUUGGUGCAGAAUCUAGCAAAAACGAAACCUUUUGACCGCCUGGUGUCAUUGUCAAAGGUAAUGUUAAAAAGUUUUUUUUUUUUUUUUUUCUGAGAAUCAAAUAGAAGUAGACAAGUAGUAUUUUCUCUGUCUUAUAAUGCAACCUAAUGCUUUUUUUUUUUUUUUCGAGUGCUCGUGAAAGAAUUAUAAUGAGGAGUGCCUAUGUCAUCGGCUAGUACUUGAAUGUCCCGGUGGAGUCUCAAAUUGUGUCCUGCAUUUACCUCAAUUUCUUGAUUACUAAAGGCCUGUUCACGAUAAUAUUGAUGCCUUAGAUGUCUUAAGCAUUAAUCUAUCACUUUAGCUUGGCCUAAUAUUUCCCUUUAGUGUCCCUUUAACGAUAAGAGCACAUCCAAGUUCUCUCAGCUGGAGUGCGACACUCUGAAUGAAUCGGGCUAAAGGCUCCAAUCCCUAGAGGACUGUGCAUUGCUACAAACUGAAUUGGAGUGCAGUUGGAACCAUUCGAAUGUACUACCAUUAUUUGUUAUAUGAAGAGCAGAACAACCAAGUAUGCAAGGUACUAUGAAUUGCAGUUGAAAUGUGUUCCAAAUCCACACAGUAACAUUUUGGUGAUGAUUACGGCACAGGCAUUGCAAUGCAUGUUGCACAGACAAUUUUGACUGAGAUAAGUUGCCUAUUGUUACUGCUUAAACAUUUCACUACUUUCACCUCAUUCAUCUUGCUCACUUAAGAGCUAGACAUCUAACUAAAGAAUGUCUGGUUGCAUCACUGUCAUGAUGUGAACCAUAUUGCGGGUAUUAUAUCUGCAUUACAAUUGGAUGGUGGCCUUGUUGUCAUAUGUAACUCAUUCACUAAGGAUCCACGUGCAUGCCAAAUGUAUGCACGUGGAUCCUUAGUGAAUGAGUUACAUAUGACAACGAGGCCACCAUACAAUUGUGGAAAGUAGCUCAAGCUGUCUGCAGGCUAUUACAACAUGGCUGUAUAUAAUUGCUAUAUCGAAACUGCACCUAGUCAAAACUGCUCUCCAAGUCUGGUGGCAGUCUAAAUUUGUUCCUAAACUUCUGUUACCUUCAUUUUCUUUGUCUGCUGAUGUGCAGCCAAAUGCGAUAGGCCCAGAUAAUCUUGUUGCUGCUGUUGUCCUUUCUUUGCAUUGAUUGUAUCCACAAUGGGUGGAUUGUUAAAGAAUUGGAUAGAUAGUCAAUGUGAUAAUAGAAAUAAAAUUACAGUUGCAAACGUCUAGA